Penicillium griseofulvum is the source of this 576-nucleotide messenger RNA. Its product is annotated as mitochondrial 54S ribosomal protein bL12m. The transcript is spliced from 2 exons. The record is from RefSeq and is a predicted model, not a curated record. NCBI's taxonomy places the organism in Eukaryota, Fungi, Ascomycota, Eurotiomycetes, Eurotiales, Aspergillaceae. Gene Ontology annotation, biological process: translation. Gene Ontology annotation, molecular function: structural constituent of ribosome. The coding region runs from base 1 to 576 and encodes 191 amino acids. Gene Ontology annotation, cellular component: ribosome.
AUGUCCUUCUCCACCCAGGCUGCAGCCCGCUGCGCCAGACAGCUCUCCGGCUCCGUCCGCCCAUCCUCCCUGCGCAUCGCGACCUCCGCUACAUACCUCACAGCCCGUCGCACACCCAGCAGCCGCCGAUGCGAAUCCACCCAGGCAGCCCCUGCUGCUUCCAGCAACCCCAAGAUCUCCCAGAUUGUCGACCAGAUCAGCACAUUGACUCUGCUCGAGACUGCCGACCUCGUGUCUAGCUUGAAGACUCGCCUGAACAUUCCCGACCUUCCCGUUGGCGGCUUCGCCAUGGCCGCCGGUGGUGCCCCCGGUGCGGCUGCUGCCGUUGAGGAGGAGGAGGCUGCUCCCGCCGCUGCCGAGAAGACGCUGUUCAACCUGAAGCUCGAGUCUUUCGAGCCUACCUCCAAGCCCAAGGUCAUCAAGGAGAUCAAGACCAUGCUCGGCCUAUCGCUGGUGGACAGCAAGAAGUUCGUCGAGUCCGCACCCAAGAUUCUGAAGGAGUCUGUGCCCAAGGAGGAGGCAGAGAAGCUCAUCGAGACGUUCAAGGCGCUCGGUGCCAAGGCGACUAUGGAGUAA